Messenger RNA from Mobula hypostoma (lesser devil ray), 7162 nucleotides. It is a transcript of the gene atg16l1, whose product is annotated as ATG16 autophagy related 16-like 1 (S. cerevisiae). The transcript has 18 exons. Bases 92 to 1894 code for a protein of 600 amino acids. Gene Ontology annotation, molecular function: protein binding. The record is from RefSeq and is a predicted model, not a curated record. Gene Ontology annotation, biological process: negative stranded viral RNA replication; autophagosome assembly. Gene Ontology annotation, cellular component: autophagosome membrane. Lineage: Eukaryota; Metazoa; Chordata; Chondrichthyes; Myliobatiformes; Myliobatidae.
UGAUAACGGAACACAGCUGCUGUUCAGGCGUUCCCAGGGCAGCCAGCUGGGUGGAGGCUGUGCCGAGAGUGGCGGAGGACCCCGCGGCAAGAUGGCUGCGGCGACGGCAGCGCGCUGGCGGCGGCACAUCAGGGAGCAACUGAGGCUACGGGAUCGGCAGCAGAGACAGGGCUUCGAGGAACUGGUGCAGGCGUAUAAUAAGCUCUUGGAGAAAUCCGACCUACAAACCGUCCUUGCCGAAAGGUUUCAGGGUGAGAAGUAUGAUUUGCACAACAGGACCGACAUCAGCCCAGCAUCGGAUGGCAUACGGAAUGAGACGAUGCAUGAAGUUGCCCAGAUGCGGAUGCGUCAUCAGGAAGAGCUCACAGAGCUCCACAAGAAGCGUGGUGAGCUUGCCCAGAAUGUGAUUGAACUUAAUAGCCAACUUCAGCAAAAAGACAAGGAGAUCCAUGCCAAUGAAACACAGAUGGCUGAGUACGAGAAGCACAUACAGCAACUGAGUAAUGAUUGCCAGGAGCUGCGAAACAAGCUCCAAGAGCUAGAGCAAGCCAAUCAGACGCUGAAGGAUGAAUACGAUGCCCUCCAGAUUACCUUCACAGCCCUCGAGGAGAAGCUGCGGAAAACAUCCGAUGAAAACCGGGAGCUAAUCACACGCUGGAUGGCUGAGAAGGCUCAGGAAGCUAAUCGCUUAAAUGCAGAAAAUGAAAAGGAUACAUGGAGACGCCAGGCGAAGCUGAAAAAGGAUUUGGCUGAGGCUGCCAAAGAACCACUGAACAUUGACCCUGAUGAUGACAUCGAGGUGCUUGGUGAAGAAGGGCCUGACACGGCAGAAGAAGCAUCACCAGUGCGAGCGAAGCACAGGCCUCCCAGAAGGACUUCACAGGCAUCUGGAAUCUUGGAUUCUAUUGGUAAUAUCUUUGGAAAGCGAUCACCCACGCUGCAUGGGACUGUGAGUGAUGCCCCUGAUGUCCGUACCGGACCUUGUAAUCAGAUGCGAUUGCCCACCACACCACUCCACUUUUUUGACGCUCAUGAUGGAGAGGUCAAUGCAGUCCGGUUUAGUCCAGGAUCCCGAGUGGUUGUGACUGGUGGGACCGAUAGGAAGGUUAAGCUAUGGGAGGUCUCCUCGGGAAGAUGUGAACUGAAGAGCACCCUCACUGGUAGUAAUGCUGGAAUUACCAGUCUGGAAUUUGACAGCACAGGGGUGUAUCUGCUUGCAGCCUCCAAUGACUUUGCCAGCAGAAUAUGGACAGUGGAUGAUUCUCGGUUAAGGCACACAUUAACAGGACACAGUGGGAAGGUGCUAUCUGCGAAGUUCCUUCUGGACAAUGCACGUAUAGUGUCGGGCAGCCACGAUCGAACUCUCAAGCUGUGGGAUUUGAGCCGCAAGAUCUGUAUAAAAACUGUGUUUGCUGGCUCCAGCUGCAAUGAUAUUGUUUGCACUGAGCAGUGUGUUAUGAGUGGGCACUUUGACAAGAAGAUUCGCUUCUGGGAUAUCAGGACAGAGAGUAUUGUGCGAGAGUUAGAACUGCAGGGUCGUAUCACUGCGCUUGAUCUUAGCCCAGACCACACGGAACUGCUGACCUGCUCCAGAGAUGACAUACUAAAGAUCAUUGAUCUGCGUACAAAUGUGACCAGACAGUCAUUCAGUUCACAAGGAUUUAAGUGUGGAUCAGACUGGACAAGAAUAACAUUCAGUCCAGAUGGGAAGUUCGUUGCUGCAGGGUCUUCAGAUGGAACUCUCUUUGUGUGGAGUGUCGAAUCUGGGAAGGUGGAAAGAUCUCUAGGAAAGCAUCACAGCUCUUCUAUAAAUUCAGUGUCAUGGUCGCCAUCUGGAGAGCACGUGGUCAGUGUGGACAAAGGAAGCCGUGUCGUACUUUGGUCAGAGAUCUGAGUUAAAAUGACCAGAAGCUGACUAAGUAGUGGCCUUGUACUCUGCACUCCUUCUGGCUGCAUGGAGGAGAUUGCCCACAACAUGCCUGGCAUUACAGCACACAACAUGGCAGAGUGUGCCUCGCAGAAUCUCCCUCUUGUAUAUCCGGACUGCUGCAAAGGCACUUGGAUAAUGCAUUGUUGGACACUUCUGCUUAUACAGUCAUUCACAAGAAACAUGCUCUCUGCCUGCUGGGGUAAAUCACUUUGUGUAACUUACACAGGGUUUUACAUUACCAGCUGCAGGUUGACUUCAGGACACAAAGCCACCCUUUUCCACCCAAGGUGCCUAGAUGUCUUCUCUCUCCACUGCUUCCUUUCUGUUGCAACCAUAUCAAUGACCGGAUCUGUUAGCAUACUGUAUCUACUUUGUGUCCAUCCUUCCCUUUCUCCAAACCUGAGUAAAAAUACUGAUUUUUUUUUUAAUUAAUUGGCACACUUGUGAAUUGGAACCUCUGAGUGAGAAGAGGUUACAGUUGGCUUGUGCUUUAUUGGUGAAAUAAUGAGAUGAAUAAUUAUUGCAUAGUGGUGGCAAGGGAAAGAUGUUGUGUACUUUGCUUUACUGUGAGGGAGUUGUACACCAUGAGCAAUAUUUUGUGAGAAGCUUUCCCUGAAAGAGCAAUUUAAUUCUGUACCACUAAGAGAACAGGUAUUUCUUCUUUAUAUAUCAUUUGUUCUUUGAAUUUGAAAUUUCUGCGUUUGUAGCUUGAUUGCACUAAAGUUCCCAAUUGUCCUUGGCUGGCGGUGGGUUGCUGCCUUGAAUCAUGUGAUUAUUCUCUCAUAGUGCUGGUGUGUAAGGGGAUGAACAUCCUAAGUGUUUAUCCACAGAAAUUUAGAAUCUGGUUACAAUUGUAUGGUCAGUGGACACGUUUGUCCUCUUUAAUUUCAGAAAGCCACAACUUGGGACUUGCUGUUUACCCUCUUUAUUCAUGCCCUGCUAGUUUCCAUAAUGUAUCCAAAAUUGGCAAUGUUUUCACUAGUAAUUUUGCUUUCAGUAGCUCAGUUUCAAUGCUCAAUCUAAUUUAUGGACAUUGUUCGGAGGACCAGCUUCUAAGCUUAGCACUUUAAAUUCUCUAUUGCUAGACCAGUGUUGGGUUUCUUGUUGUAAUUGUCUCCUGCUGAGGCAGCGUGCUUUAUGCUGUGAUACGGAUGAAAUACCUGAGAUGGGUUUCCAGUCUGCAUUCCCUAGCUGGUGUUUUAAGAGAAGGGCUUAGAAUAUAAAAAUGAUCAACUCUGAGUAAAAUAAGCCAGAGUUACAGAAAAUGGCCAUUAUAUAGUGACAUGCUGGAAAGCGUGCUUUUCUUUAUAUUAAAGAGGUUGGAUGCUACAUGUAGUGUGGGAGUAUCUACCUUGUAAUGCACUGCAACCUCCUGCAGCAUUUCUGCCUUUACUUGCCAUCUAACCGCACAUGCAGAUUGAGCACUUUAUUAAAGUGACAGAGAUCUUCACCACAGCAGGAGCUGAUGCUUUCAGAAAACUAUAUUUAAAUAUAUACUAAAAUUCUAUACAUUAAAAUUCUUUAAAUUAACUAUGUAUUUGGAAAUCCUAGUGGUUCAGUGUCUGACUCACUGGAUAAUGAUGCCCACACUUGUCUUAUAACAGGGCUUGGUGUCCAUGGUCAGUUAAGUACAGCAGGUCCAGGUUCCAGUGCUCACUUCAAUACAUGAAAGCCUGAGAUUCCCAUUCUCACACUUUUGUCCCUGGUUCCUGCGCUUUCUCUCUUAAAUCAUUGGGGCCACCAGAGCAUUUCUUGUACUGUCGUCAAACAUCUGAAAGAAAGUGAAUUCAAAGUGUGGAGUAUUAUUUGGAAUGACAUUCAAUUAGUAAGGAAAAUCUGCUGGUCUGGCAUCACCACCUGAGAGCGGAGCUUUACUGUAUAUAGAUAGCAGUAGACAACUGCAUAUGGUUUCUACAGUGACCAUGCACGGAAUACACACUAAGUACCGGGCAGGAAACUUCAGCAGCAUGCAUUUUGUUAUUUCGUAUGACUUGUAUUCGGGUCCUUUGAAAUGUCUACUUCAUACUAGUAGCAGCUUCAUAAUUAAUAGCCUAUGCCAAACUGAAGAGGAGCCAACUGUUGGUUGUAUUAUCAGGCAUUGUUUUCACUUUUUGUGUAUUUAUCACAAUUACAUUGUGGUUGUAAAAUUGCUCAAAGAUGUGUAAAAUGCAAAAACUACUAAACUGCGGCAAACCAAUUGGUACAAGAGGAUACCUCUUUUGUGAUUGAGGAUUUGUAUCAGACAGAUGCUGAAACUGAGUUGGCAGUCUUGAGAAGGGCCACCUGAGAUAUAGGUUCAGAUUCAGACUGGUCUUGCAAUAAGAGUCAGUGUGCCUUGUACGCUGUGGUCUUUAAGUGGCUUCAAAAGCACUUCCAAUAAUGUGCACCAAAUUGACAGUCCAAAAAAGGAGAGGAAACAUUUCUUUGCUGUGUGGUUCUUGGUGGGGGGGGCUGCGGUAUUAAUUUGUUCGUGCCCCUAAUUCUUGCUUCACUUGUCCCAACGUUAUGAAAAGUACUCACUUUGCAGAGUAACUCAUUAACUCAUGUAACUGGUAUACAAGGGUUUGUUGUUGUAUAUUUAAACCAAAUUGAGUAUCAGUUUGGAGUGUUUGAUAAAGUGUAUUCGGCACCUAAUGGGGGAAUGCUAAUAGCUGGGAUUUAACUUUACUGAGUCUGAUUCUUUCUGGAUGUGAGUUGGAGUUUAAAUUUGGAGUAAAUUUCUGUCAGUCCUGUAUGUUCCAGCGGAGUGUGUCAGCUGCAGCGUUUCAAGAAUGUUUCUGCUGUGUUCACUUUGAUAAAAGCCAAUAAUUCAGCCAUGACUUUUCCUUAUAAAGCCCCAAAUCAUAAUGAAACCUUUUGUCAGCAUUCGCCAUUUAUUGCUCAGGACGAGUAACUGACUUUUCAUCACUAAUCAUCUUUGACCUUCAGUGUUGUCGUGAUUGAGAGCUGUCAAUGCCUAAUGCCAAUAUCAAACCAUAUUAAAGCUCCAUAGUUUAUAGUUCAAUGGUUGUAUUCCAUUCACAACAUUCGCUUCUGUUGAAGGGUAGCCCAGUUAAAUUUAAGGAUGCGGCAAGUAAAUGGAGUGCUUAUUAUGGACUUGCUGUUGGAGCUCAAAGUUUUGUACUGUUCCUUAAGGGCUACAGGCGAGGCAUUCAAAUGUCCAGUCCUCUAUUUGCUGCUAUUGUGCAUUGAGAGAGUUUCAUUUUGUUGCUGUGCAUUGCUCUGUGAAAGUGUGGUCAGGGUGGUCACUUGGAUCUGGAUGGAGAGCAAACAAAUGUCUUCUGUCAUAGCUGAGCUUACAGAUCCUACCCCUUCCGUGGAUAGUGUAGUUUUACCAAACGUGCUACAGUUGACCCCUGUGUUGUGGCUGUGUGGCUAGUGGAAAUUUGCCUUCACAGAACUCGCAAGCCACUACCCAAUAAAACUUAUUCCCGCAGAAUUUAUGUUGAAAAAGUAAAUAAAUCAACACAAUUUAUUUCUUAACUCAUUUUUGACGUGCACAGAUGACACAGAUUAACGUAAAAAAAAAAAUCAGAUGGGUUGUUCUCUUGUAAUACAAUUGAACAAGAGGGAGGGGAUCACUUGUGUUUGUAAAAUGUUGCACUGACUGCAGACCGAUCUGUGCACCUGUUCGUAUGAAGAGAGUAGCAAUGCCAGAGUCUGAUCUUUGGUCCAUGUGUGUGUGUACAUUUUGUUAAGUGGCAUGUUCCAAUUACCUCAUUUGUAUCAAUGCUUUAAAAGUGCUCUUCACAGAGUCUUAUUUGCACUUUAUAUUUUUUUUCUGAAGAGCACUGCAUAACAACCUUGUCAUUUGGCUGAGGUUUGGCUCCCCCAUUGUGGCUGAAUCUCGUGUAAUCCCACCAAUCAUUACAGAUGUUUUUUUUAAUAAAAUUAUUUUAAAGAAUGCACCUUUGUCAAAUUCUGAAUUGCAAUUUCUUUACUGCUAUUAUUACUUCUCUAAAUGUUUCAACAAUUUGAUAUGUUGUUAAAUUUUCCUGCAAUGCAACUUUUGUAUUUCCCGCUGCCUUUGGUAUCUUGUCCUUUUAACGUGAUGGUGAUAGAUAAUGUUUUCAGGGCAAGGUAGGAAGUGGUGUCAAAUCAUAAUUCCUGGCAGUUACCCAGUGAGCACUUGUUAUAUCAAGUGUAGCUGCAAAAUUUAUCUCUGUCAAUUUUGCUCUUUGAAUGCUCAGUCAAACCCAAAGUUACAACUGCUGCAUCAAUAUAUCUUGUGCAACUUUAGAAGAGUCUCAACCCGGAAUGUCGACUGUUUACUCUUUUUCCAUAGAAGAUUGCUCCCUGGUUUGCUGAAUUCCUCCAGCAUUUUGUGUAUUGCUUUGGAUUUCUGGAAUCUGUGCAGAUUUUCUUGUAUUUGUAAUUUUUAUAUAUAUAUAUAGAUAUAGUGGUCUGGGACCUGCAGGGAUUGUAUAUCAGUAGUGUGCAAUUGAAAGUGAACCAAAUUUCACAUCACAUGCCAGUGAUGAUAAACCUGAUUCUGAUACUGACACCAUCAGGAGAUGUGGAGAGCAAGCACAAAUGGCCAGCAAUUUGUACAGAACAUUAUAGAUUUUUAUUUCAAGGGAUUAUCAGGGCUGGUGCUUGCUAUAAUUUUAAAACUGGUGCUUUUUUUGGUAUCCUUUCAAAAUUGCUAGUCUUUAAGGAAUGGUGUGCUUAUUGUGAGUGACAUUGGCCUGACUUUGAGGCUUUUAGAAACAUAAUUGAAAUCUGACUGCAGAUUCUGGACAUAUUCAGCAGGUUUUGAUGUAAGGUUAUUGAUUCUGAAACACACAUUGUGUUUCUUGCUCCACAGCAGUCCCUGAGCAUUUUGAGCACUUUGUUAAUGCAAUUCCUAGGGAAAGUUAGCCACAUCAUUGUAAGAUUCUGAGGAUUAAUUUUGAGAAAGCAGUUUGCAUGUAUUUGCCACACCUUUUAAUAACUCCCAAUUAAAAGAAGCUGCUGAAGAUUCAGCUUUGUUCUGUUUGUUCCAUGCUUUAUUAGGCAUGCUUCCAUGCAGUUUGACUUUAUUUGCUGUUCCGUUGAAUGCUUGGACAAUGACAAAUGGAAGUCUCCAACUCAGUUGACAGACUUGUGAACAGCUUUCUCCUUGACGUACAAUAUGAACAGGCAAGGUGUAGGACAAAAGGACCAAAACAGAUUUCUAGAAGAGAGAUGUAGAGAAAAACUGUUAGGCCAUAUUGCUCCCUAUAUUAUACAUGAAACUGAAUGAGGAACAGU